Molecule: messenger RNA, 683 nt
Organism: Pipra filicauda (Wire-tailed manakin)
Lineage: Eukaryota; Metazoa; Chordata; Aves; Passeriformes; Pipridae
Gene: OPA3
Product: outer mitochondrial membrane lipid metabolism regulator OPA3
Exons: 2
Coding region: 10-660 (216 amino acids)
Biological process (GO): regulation of lipid metabolic process
Cellular component (GO): mitochondrion
Source: RefSeq, a predicted model, not a curated record
GCGCCCACUAUGGUGGCGGGCGCGUUCCCGCUGGCCAAGCUGCUGACGCUGGGCGCGCGCCAGCUCAGCCGCCCCCUGGCGGCGCGCAUCAAGGCGGGGGCGCGCGCGAGCCCCUUCUUCAGGGCCUACAUCUGCCUGCCCCCCGCCCAGCUGUACCACUGGGUGGAGAUGAGGACCAAGAUGCGGCUGCUGGGGUUCCGGGGGGCGGCGGUGAAGCCCCUGAACGAGGAGGCGGCGGCCGAGCUGGGGGCAGAGCUGCUGGGGGAGGCGCUGGUCUUCGGGGUCGGGGGGCUCUGCCUCUACCUCGAGUACCUGCGGCAGGCGGGGCAGAGCCGGCGGCGCGAGGAGCACCUGGAGCAGACCCUGAGCGACCUGCGCCGGGACAUCGAGGGGCUCCGGAGGGACCUGCACGAGCUCAGGGGACACGGGGGGCAGGGGCGGCCCCCCCAGGGGCAGGGACACCCCCAGAAGGGGGAGGGACACCCCCAGAAGGGGGAGGGACACACCCAGGGAGGGGCCGGACACGCCCAGGGAGGGGCCGGACGCCCCCAGACUGGUGCUGGGAAUGGGGCGCCAGGCGAUGGCCACGCCCCUGUGGUGACGAGCCACGCCCCCGCGGCCACGAGCCACGCCCCCGUCGGGUCAGGCCACACCCCCUGACAAUAAAGUGCCCUCGUGAUGUG